This is a messenger RNA of Pseudo-nitzschia multistriata, 779 nucleotides long. The record is from the annotation of a GenBank genome assembly. Lineage: Eukaryota; Bacillariophyta; Bacillariophyceae; Bacillariales; Bacillariaceae.
CGUGCUUGGUGACCAGAAAGGUGUCCUUGUCGAUCGUGUAGGUCACCCCCCACGGCCAGGCCAGGACGGGCUUCCACGGGAGGUUCAGCUCGAGUUUGACCAUGAGCCGGGUGGUGGUGGUGGUGGUGGUUUCGGGUUCGGAUUCUGUUUCGGGCUCGUUGCUUGCCCCGGCCGAGGUUUCGGAGGCCGGGCCCGGCCCCCUGGGGGGCAGGACCCUCGUUUCGUACUUUGUGACAAAGGACCCGAGGUUCUCGAGGUUCUCGACGAAGCGAUCCCGGCCGGCAAAGCUCACAAAGGGAUCGGCAAAGACGCAGUCCUUUUCGUAGAUCUCGACGUCCAUGUCCCCGCUCAAAAAGUAGGACCGGUCGUUGUCGGCCCCUAUGCGAUCGAGGGUCUCGGCCAGGGAAACGGGAGGGGCCGAUCGAUCGGUGGCCCUUUCUCCGCCCYUUUCGCUCUCGCCGYCGCCGCUGCGGUCGCUCCCGGGGUUUCCCCUUCCAAAGGCCUUCCCGAACCACUCCACGGCGUACCAGGAGGACUUGGUGAGGACGUCCAUGUCCUUUUCGGUCCCGGCCCCGUCUCCCCCGUUGUUGUUGCUGCUGUUGUUGUCGUUGUUGUUGUUGCUGCUGCUGUUGUUGCGGAGGGCCGCGGGACCCUUGCGAGCCGCGGGCAGGGGACCGGGCGGCCGAAAGGCGAACGCCCUUCGGGAAGGGCCGGUGGCGAGGACCGCCAGCGCCGCCGCCACCGCGAGCCACCACCGGGCCGAAACCGACGUUUGCUUC